Messenger RNA from Nicrophorus vespilloides, 1057 nucleotides. RefSeq names its product retinol dehydrogenase 12-like. The coding region runs from base 56 to 1027 and encodes 323 amino acids. The record is from RefSeq and is a predicted model, not a curated record. Lineage: Eukaryota; Metazoa; Arthropoda; Insecta; Coleoptera; Silphidae. The transcript has 4 exons.
UGAUCAUUCUUCAAUAAUGACUCAGUAGUGCAACGGUGUUCAGUAAGUGCAAAUCAUGAGUUGUUUAAUAACAAUAGCGUUUAUACUCUUCGCCGGAAUUGUCCUAAAGAUUUACACAAUACUCUCAAUGGGAUGGUGCAGAGCUAAAGUGUGUCUGGUCGGAAAAACAGCUUUGGUAACAGGCGGUAAUUCUGGUAUUGGAUACGAAACCGCCUUGCAUUUGGCAUCCAGAGGAUGCAGGCUAAUAAUAGCCGAUGUCGUUGAUUCUGAAUCCAGUAGAAAGCAAAUUGUUGAAGAAACUGGUAAUGACAAUAUCAUCUACAAAUGGAUAGACUUGGGCAGUUUGGAGUCAACUCGAAAAUUUGCUGAAGAUAUAAUCAAGACUGAACCCAGAUUGGAUAUAUUGAUCAACAAUGCAGGUGUUGCUGGUUUUCCAGAAAUCUAUAUGCAUAUUAACCAUUUCGGUUCAUUCCUUUUAACUCAUCUAUUAGUUGAUCUCCUAAAGAAAACACCAAGAAGUCGCGUUGUAUUUGUCAGCUCAAUUUUGGCUUUUCUGCACCAACUGAAGACAGUCGAAGACAUCACUAAACCAGCCAGGUUUUAUUGCAAAAGCAUUAACCCUUUGUUGCAGUAUAACAACAGCAAGUUAUGUAAUAUCAUCGCAGCAAGAGGUUUCGCUAAAAGACUUUCGAAACACGGUAUCACAGUGAACGCCGUACAUCCAGGUUUAGUCAGCACGGCCAUUUUCAGAUCCGCUGGAAAACGUCUGUUCGAUUUGGUUUUUAAGAUUUUCCGCUUUGUUAGUGAUACAACCAUCUGGUUUGUUGGAAAAAGUGCCGAGGAGGGCGCUCAAACAUCGUUGCAUUGUGCCAUCGAUAAAUCCGUUGAAGAAAUAUCCGGGCAAUUUUUCUCAGAUUGCAAAGUCUUUAAAGUCCCGCCAAAAGCUACAGAUCAGGCUUUCUCCGAAGCCGUUUGGACUGAGUGCGAGAAGUUAGUAAAAUUGUCCCAAGAGGAGAAAAUACAAUAAUGACAAUAUCUGCUAGUUUGAUUUUUAAUA